This is a messenger RNA of Lineus longissimus, 8299 nucleotides long. RefSeq lists its product as uncharacterized. The coding region runs from base 5683 to 6051 and encodes 122 amino acids. Lineage: Eukaryota; Metazoa; Nemertea; Pilidiophora; Heteronemertea; Lineidae. The record is from RefSeq and is a predicted model, not a curated record. The transcript has 23 exons.
AAUGAAAACAUCAUGCCGAACACCGACAAGAACAGUGUCCUGUCAAGCGCAUUCAUUGAUGAUGAGAUGCGAGAUCCCAAUUGGAAUGCAAAUCUUUCAGUCAACAAGUAAGUUUGCCCUUGCUGUUGUCAUGGAAUCACAGCUCAUUGUCAUUAUGGACGGUAUGACCUACAGCGCCAUUAUUCCCUAGUUGUGACUUUCUCUAGUUUCAACUUCCACCACUUCCACCACUCCACCACCAGAGUGGCGCUAGUAGUUCGCAGUAGGCAGAGACAUAGGUUAUGACGUAUCUAUGUCCGUGCCUACUGUGAAUUUUGGCCAUUUUCACAAUAUUUGCCUACACAAUGUACUACGAAAGGAACAAUUCCUUAUGCAUAUACAACGUUACCUUAUUAUAUAUGCAUAGGGGGUCGAAAGGUCAACUAUCAUUUGGAUUGAUGAAUAAAUUAAUUGUAUGGUCACGUGUGAUCACGAAUUGAGGUCAUUUUGUUAAACGGAGGUCUCCUUCAUUGACUUUGGCCCAGGGGUGUUGUCCCUGACUGCCAAAAAAAUCAAAAUGGCUGCCUACAGUAAUGUAGUUCCGAUUCCCGCCACCGGUAGAUCGCAGAUGGCGCUGCUACUUUUGACUAAUGCCAUUUCAAUGAAACAGUGUACAAUUUUUAAACUCUCAUAAAAUUUAAACCGAUAGACCGAUUUCGAUGAACUAAAGCUUAAAAUGAUCUCCUUUCGAUUCUGAACAACUUUCUCGCAGGUUGUAUCUAUCUUAAAAAAUGAAAAAGUUUUGAAAAGUGAUGAUGGGAAUCCCCAACCCUGCAAUCAUCAUGUCUAUAAAGAGAACAUUCAAUGUGGUACCUGAGUUUUCACUGCUGCUGGAAUCAUGUUUGUAUCUGGUAAAAAACACGUAGACAAAGUGUUUAGGAGAGAUUCAUACAUGGGAAUGUGAAUAUUAUAGAUUUUUGGUUGGACUUGUGAAUUUCCAGGAAAUUUAUUUUUGUCAGAAAUUCUUACAACCGACUAGGUAAUACAGGGGUAAGGGUAAUCGUUUUUCCUUCAUCACAAACCAAUGCAUUGCAUUGCAUCAUUUUUUCAAAACACGCGAAUUGAGUGAAAAAAAAUGCAAAUGUACAUGUUUGCCCUUGCUGUUGUCAUGGAAUCACAAUUAUGACAUUGUGCUCAUGUAGAGACGACAUCACAGAUAUGUGUGUACUUUUGGGUGGAGGGAAUUUUAAGGUAGUUGAGGAGAGUUGUUCAUGGAGAACAUAUUGAGUCAGGAGGACACAUUAUAUAGAGGAUAAACUAUUCCAGUACACAUGACAAAGAAUGAUCGCAAGCAAGAGACCUGGGCCGGCCCAUCAUAUGGAGUGACUGUAUGAGUGGAAUACAACCAAUGUCACUUGUUGAGGAGGGUGCACAGUCGGUGAAUAUGAUCGAAAACAGCAUCAGCUCGGCCUGCUGUCAACAACUGAUAGUGGUUCAGAUGACGAUGAUGCCAUUUGUGGUGCCCCACUCGAUCCAGGUGAUUGCAGAAAAUGAACGAGAACUGCCCUCUACUUCUAGAACUUCUAAGUUUGUGAUGUCUAUCUAUCUACUAGCUUGUUGAGGAGGGUGCACAGUUGGUGAAUAUGAUCGAAAACAGCAUCAGCUCGGCCUGCUGUCAACAACUGAUAGUGGUUCGGAUGACGAUGAUGCCAUUUGUGCUGCCCCACUCGAUCCAGGUGAUUGCAGAAAAUGAACGAGAACUGCCCUCUACUUCUAGAACUUCUAAGUUUGUGAUGUCUAUCUAUCUACUAGUUGCUGUUAUAAAUGAAAACAUCAUGCCGAACACCGACAAGAACAGUGUCCUGUCAAGCGCAUUCAUUGAUGAUGAGAUGCGAGAUCCCAAUUGGAAUGCAAAUCUUUCAGUCAACAACUUGUUGAGGAGGGUGCACAGUCGGUGAAUAUGAUCGAAAACAGCAUCAGCUCGGCCUGCUGUCAACAACUGAUAGUGGUUCAGAUGACGAUGAUGCCAUUUGUGGUGCCCCACUCGAUCCAGGUGAUUGCAGAAAAUGAACGAGAACUGCCCUCUACUUCUAGAACUUCUAAGUUUGUGAUGUCUAUCUAUCUACUAGUUGCUGUUAUAAAUGAAAACAUCACGCCGAACACCGACAAGAACAGUGUCCUGUCAAGCACAUUCAUUGAUGACGAGAUGCGAGAUCCUAAUUGGAAUGCAAAUCUUUCAGUCAACAACUUGUUGAGGAGGGUGCACAGUUGGUGAAUAUGAUCGAAAACAGCAUCAGCUCGGCCUGCUGUCAACAACUGAUAGUGGUUCAGAUGACGAUGAUGCCAUUUGUGCUGCCCCACUCGAUCCAGGUGAUUGCAGAAAAUGAACGAGAACUGCCCUCUACUUCUAGAACUUCUAAGUUUGUGAUGUCUAUCUAUCUACUAGUUGCUGUUAUAAAUGAAAACAUCACGCCGAACACCGACAAGAACAGUGUCCUGUCAAGCACAUUCAUUGAUGACGAGAUGCGAGAUCCUAAUUGGAAUGCAAAUCUUUCAGUCAACAAGUAAGUUUGCCCUUGCUGUUGUCAUGGAAUCACAGCUCAUUGUCAUUAUGGACGGUAUGACCUACAGCGCCAUUAUUCCCUAGUUGUGACUUUCUCUAGUUUCAACUUCCACCACUUCCACCACUCCACCACCAGAGUGGCGCUAGUAGUUCGCAGUAGGCAGAGACAUAGGUUAUGACGUAUCUAUGUCCGUGCCUACUGUGAAUUUUGGCCAUUUUCACAAUAUUUGCCUACACAAUGUACUACGAAAGGAACAAUUCCUUAUGCAUAUACAACGUUACCUUAUUAUAUAUGCAUAGGGGGUCGAAAGGUCAACUAUCAUUUGGAUUGAUGAAUAAAUUAAUUGUAUGGUCACGUGUGAUCACGAAUUGAGGUCAUUUUGUUAAACGGAGGUCUCCUUCAUUGACUUUGGCCCAGGGGUGUUGUCCCUGACUGCCAAAAAAAUCAAAAUGGCUGCCUACAGUAAUGUAGUUCCGAUUCCCGCCACCGGUAGAUCGCAGAUGGCGCUGCUACUUUUGACUAAUGCCAUUUCAAUGAAACAGUGUACAAUUUUUAAACUCUCAUAAAAUUUAAACCGAUAGACCGAUUUCGAGGAACUAAAGCUUAAAAUGAUCUCCUUUCGAUUCUGAACAACUUUCUCGCAGGUUGUAGGGGUCUAUCUUAAAAAAUGAAAAAGUUUUGAAAAGUGAUGAUGGGAAUCCCCAACCCUGCAAUCAUCAUGUCUAUAAAGAGAACAUUCAAUGUGGUACCUGAGUUUUCACUGCUGCUGGAAUCAUGUUUGUAUCUGGUAAAAAACACGUAGACAAAGUGUUUAGGAGAGAUUCAUACAUGGGAAUGUGAAUAUUAUAGAUUUUUGGUUGGACUUGUGAAUUUCCGGGAAAUUUAUUUUUGUCAGAAAUUCUUACAACCGACUAGGUAAUACAGGGGUAAGGGUAAUCGUUUUUCCUUCAUCACAAACCAAUGCAUUGCAUUGCAUCAUUUUUUCAAAACACGCGAAUUGAGUGAAAAAAAAUGCAAAUGUACAUGUUUGCCCUUGCUGUUGUCAUGGAAUCACAAUUAUGACAUUGUGCUCAUGUAGAGACGACAUCACAUAUAUGUGUGUACUUUUGGGUGGAGGGAAUUUUAAGGUAGUUGAGGAGAGUUGUUCAUGGAGAACAUAUUGAGUCAGGAGGACACAUUAUAUAGAGGAUAAACUAUUCCAGUACACAUGACAAAGAAUGAUCGCAAGCAAGAGACCUGGGCCGGCCCAUCAUAUGGAGUGACUGUAUGAGUGGAAUACAACCACCAGUGUCAGUAAGUGAUGACAAACUUUUCAGUGAGCACAAACAAGGAAUUGACUGAUUUUGAUUUUGAUUCAUCACUGUUUAUUGCAAUGCUUUCUUUGCUCUUCCAGUUGCUGUUAUAAAUGAAAACAUCAUGCCGAACACCGACAAGAACAGUGUCCUGUCAAGCUUUGACAGCCCUAGACCUGGUGUCAGAUUGCUGUGUUGCUAAAUGCAAUUGUGAAAUAAUUCAUAGGCCAGCUUUUCAUUCACUUUAAAAGUUUCUUCUUUUUAUCAGCUUGUUGAGGAGGGUGCACAGUUGGUGAAUAUGAUCGAAAACAGCAUCAGCUCGGCCUGCUGUCAACAACUGAUAGUGGUUCAGAUGACGAUGAUGCCAUUUGUGGUGCCCCACUCGAUCCAGGUGAUUGCAGAAAAUGAACGAGAACUGCCCUCUACUUCUAGAACUUCUAAGUUUGUGAUGUCUAUCUAUCUACUAGUUGCUGUUAUAAAUGAAAACAUCAUGCCGAACACCGACAAGAACAGUGUCCUGUCAAGCGCAUUCAUUGAUGAUGAGAUGCGAGAUCCCAAUUGGAAUGCAAAUCUUUCAGUCAACAAGUAAGUUUGCCCUUGCUGUUGUCAUGGAAUCACAGCUCAUUGUCAUUAUGGACGGUAUGACCUACAGCGCCAUUAUUCCCUAGUUGUGACUUUCUCUAGUUUCAACUUCCACCACUUCCACCACUCCACCACCAGAGUGGCGCUAGUAGUUCGCAGUAGGCAGAGACAUAGGUUAUGACGUAUCUAUGUCCGUGCCUACUGUGAAUUUUGGCCAUUUUCACAAUAUUUGCCUACACAAUGUACUACGAAAGGAACAAUUCCUUAUGCAUAUACAACGUUACCUUAUUAUAUAUGCAUAGGGGGUCGAAAGGUCAACUAUCAUUUGGAUUGAUGAAUAAAUUAAUUGUAUGGUCACGUGUGAUCACGAAUUGAGGUCAUUUUGUUAAACGGAGGUCUCCUUCAUUGACUUUGGCCCAGGGGUGUUGUCCCUGACUGCCAAAAAAAUCAAAAUGGCUGCCUACAGUAAUGUAGUUCCGAUUCCCGCCACCGGUAGAUCGCAGAUGGCGCUGCUACUUUUGACUAAUGCCAUUUCAAUGAAACAGUGUACAAUUUUUAAACUCUCAUAAAAUUUAAACCGAUAGACCGAUUUCGAUGAACUAAAGCUUAAAAUGAUCUCCUUUCGAUUCUGAACAACUUUCUCGCAGGUUGUAUCUAUCUUAAAAAAUGAAAAAGUUUUGAAAAGUGAUGAUGGGAAUCCCCAACCCUGCAAUCAUCAUGUCUAUAAAGAGAACAUUCAAUGUGGUACCUGAGUUUUCACUGCUGCUGGAAUCAUGUUUGUAUCUGGUAAAAAACACGUAGACAAAGUGUUUAGGAGAGAUUCAUACAUGGGAAUGUGAAUAUUAUAGAUUUUUGGUUGGACUUGUGAAUUUCCAGGAAAUUUAUUUUUGUCAGAAAUUCUUACAACCGACUAGGUAAUACAGGGGUAAGGGUAAUCGUUUUUCCUUCAUCACAAACCAAUGCAUUGCAUUGCAUCAUUUUUUCAAAACACGCGAAUUGAGUGAAAAAAAAUGCAAAUGUACAUGUUUGCCCUUGCUGUUGUCAUGGAAUCACAAUUAUGACAUUGUGCUCAUGUAGAGACGACAUCACAGAUAUGUGUGUACUUUUGGGUGGAGGGAAUUUUAAGGUAGUUGAGGAGAGUUGUUCAUGGAGAACAUAUUGAGUCAGGAGGACACAUUAUAUAGAGGAUAAACUAUUCCAGUACACAUGACAAAGAAUGAUCGCAAGCAAGAGACCUGGGCCGGCCCAUCAUAUGGAGUGACUGUAUGAGUGGAAUACAACCAAUGUCACUUGUUGAGGAGGGUGCACAGUCGGUGAAUAUGAUCGAAAACAGCAUCAGCUCGGCCUGCUGUCAACAACUGAUAGUGGUUCAGAUGACGAUGAUGCCAUUUGUGGUGCCCCACUCGAUCCAGGUGAUUGCAGAAAAUGAACGAGAACUGCCCUCUACUUCUAGAACUUCUAAGUUUGUGAUGUCUAUCUAUCUACUAGUUGCUGUUAUAAAUGAAAACAUCACGCCGAACACCGACAAGAACAGUGUCCUGUCAAGCACAUUCAUUGAUGACGAGAUGCGAGAUCCUAAUUGGAAUGCAAAUCUUUCAGUCAACAACUUGUUGAGGAGGGUGCACAGUUGGUGAAUAUGAUCGAAAACAGCAUCAGCUCGGCCUGCUGUCAACAACUGAUAGUGGUUCGGAUGACGAUGAUGCCAUUUGUGCUGCCCCACUCGAUCCAGGUGAUUGCAGAAAAUGAACGAGAACUGCCCUCUACUUCUAGAACUUCUAAGUUUGUGAUGUCUAUCUAUCUACUAGUUGCUGUUAUAAAUGAAAACAUCAUGCCGAACACCGACAAGAACAGUGUCCUGUCAAGCGCAUUCAUUGAUGAUGAGAUGCGAGAUCCCAAUUGGAAUGCAAAUCUUUCAGUCAACAACUUGUUGAGGAGGGUGCACAGUCGGUGAAUAUGAUCGAAAACAGCAUCAGCUCGGCCUGCUGUCAACAACUGAUAGUGGUUCAGAUGACGAUGAUGCCAUUUGUGGUGCCCCACUCGAUCCAGGUGAUUGCAGAAAAUGAACGAGAACUGCCCUCUACUUCUAGAACUUCUAAGUUUGUGAUGUCUAUCUAUCUACUAGUUGCUGUUAUAAAUGAAAACAUCACGCCGAACACCGACAAGAACAGUGUCCUGUCAAGCACAUUCAUUGAUGACGAGAUGCGAGAUCCUAAUUGGAAUGCAAAUCUUUCAGUCAACAACUUGUUGAGGAGGGUGCACAGUCGGUGAAUAUGAUCGAAAACAGCAUCAGCUCGGCCUGCUGUCAACAACUGAUAGUGGUUCAGAUGACGAUGAUGCCAUUUGUGGUGCCCCACUCGAUCCAGGUGAUUGCAGAAAAUGAACGAGAACUGCCCUCUACUUCUAGAACUUCUAAGUUUGUGAUGUCUAUCUAUCUACUAGUUGCUGUUAUAAAUGAAAACAUCAUGCCGAACACCGACAAGAACAGUGUCCUGUCAAGCGCAUUCAUUGAUGAUGAGAUGCGAGAUCCCAAUUGGAAUGCAAAUCUUUCAGUCAACAACUUGUUGAGGAGGGUGCACAGUCGGUGAAUAUGAUCGAAAACAGCAUCAGCUCGGCCUGCUGUCAACAACUGAUAGUGGUUCAGAUGACGAUGAUGCCAUUUGUGGUGCCCCACUCGAUCCAGGUGAUUGCAGAAAAUGAACGAGAACUGCCCUCUACUUCUAGAACUUCUAAGUUUGUGAUGUCUAUCUAUCUACUAGUUGCUGUUAUAAAUGAAAACAUCACGCCGAACACCGACAAGAACAGUGUCCUGUCAAGCACAUUCAUUGAUGACGAGAUGCGAGAUCCUAAUUGGAAUGCAAAUCUUUCAGUCAACAACUUGUUGAGGAGGGUGCACAGUUGGUGAAUAUGAUCGAAAACAGCAUCAGCUCGGCCUGCUGUCAACAACUGAUAGUGGUUCAGAUGACGAUGAUGCCAUUUGUGGUGCCCCACUCGAUCCAGGUGAUUGCAGAAAAUGAACGAGAACUGCCCUCUACUUCUAGAACUUCUAAGUUUGUGAUGUCUAUCUAUCUACUAGUUGCUGUUAUAAAUGAAAACAUCAUGCCGAACACCGACAAGAACAGUGUCCUGUCAAGCGCAUUCAUUGAUGAUGAGAUGCGAGAUCCCAAUUGGAAUGCAAAUCUUUCAGUCAACAAGUUCUGAGGCAUGACACGUACGUAUGACACACACACUCUCUGCCAUAUAGAGUGAUGUUGAACAAGCUGGUUCUUAAAUCUGUUAAAAAGCUCAGUUCUGAUGCUCAGACCUCAGGGUUGGAGGAGGGCUUCCACUUCACCUACCACCAGGCAAUGAGUGAGUGAGCAGAAUCUAUGCCGACAGACAGAGUGUGGUGGAGGAAGUCAUCCGGCUGGUGAAGACUGGAGAGACCUAUGACGUAAACUAUGUGUAAUGACUGAUGAUACUCCAAAUCUGGCCUCGCUGCACACACCGCCACCUGCUUCCAAGGAAGAGGCUGUAUUGAUUGCACUUGCAGCAUCGAAGUCGCUUCAACAAGAACGCCUGCUGAGAUAGACAUACAUGCACCAGCCUCAAGAACUCAUGCACACAUCAUUGUGUAGGCUGUUACUGUGUAGAUGAUGUAGACUGACUGCAUGACGUGUUGAGAACUUCUCGAUCACUGGCUUCCUGGAUAAAUGAUGACAAGCUCUGAUAAUAUCAGCUUUUUUAUAGUGUAGUACUCGAGGCCCUAGUUUCUGGAAGUUCAUAUUAUUGCGCAGUGAAAAAGUCCCAAGCAUGCAUGAAAAAUUUUAAGAAUGCAAAUUUUGAAUUAACAAUGUUCACUCGAAGUUUUAUUACAAAUAAAAAUAGAAGAACAUUAUUGAUAAA